GCAGGCGUACAACAUCCCACCAAUUCCAAUCGGAUCCUCGUUUUUGUCUGAGAAAGAGAAAAUCAGAAAGAAAAGAAGAAGCGCGGGCUACAUAACUCCAGUAGUCCUCUCUCUAACAAAACAAUUAAAAUGGCAGCAGCGGCCGUGGAAGGGGCAACCGUGUCGGCACUGAGGUCCGUGCUGCAACGUGUAUAUAAGGCCGCGGACAGGUGCGGGAGGCCGUACGAUGGAGUGAGGGUGGUAGCCGUUGGAAAGACGAAGCCCGUGUCCCUCAUCCGCCAGCUGUACGACGCUGGCCAUCGCUGCUUCGGCGAGAAUUACGUCCAGGAGAUCCUCGACAAGGCCCCUCAGCUUCCACCAGAUAUCGAAUGGCAUUUCAUCGGGCACCUUCAGAGCAAUAAAGCAAAAUCCCUUAUUGCUAUUGUCCCAAAUCUUGACAUGGUUGAAGGUGUGGACAAUGAGAAGAUUGCGAAUCAUCUCGAUCGUGCGGUCGCAAGCAUGGGAAGGAAGCCUCUGAAGGUUUUGGUACAAGUUAAUACCAGUGGGGAAGCAUCAAAAUCGGGUGUUGAUCCCACAGAUUGUCUAGAACUCGCUAAGCAUGUUAAGCUGGGAUGUCCAAACCUCCGCUUUUCUGGCCUAAUGACAAUCGGGAUGCCAGACUAUUCAUCAACUCCAGAGAAUUUCAGGACAUUGUCGAACUGUAGGAACGAGGUUUGCAAAGCACUCGGAAUGGCAGAAGAGCAGUGUGAGCUAUCAAUGGGCAUGUCCAGCGACUUUGAACAAGCAAUUGAAAUGGGGAGUACGAAUGUCAGAAUCGGAUCAACCAUAUUUGGACCGAGGGAGUAUCCAAAGAGAGCGCAAGGCUAGUAAUCAUCAACCUCGAACACAUUGAGUAGUAUGCAAUCUUCAUGCACCUCAUCCAUUUCUUGAUCAUGCAGAUUAAUGUUAAUAUCUACCUCUAUACUCCAAUCUCUCGUGGCCGAGAAGAAGUGAUGACUUGAUGAUCUGCCCCUUUAAUCAUAAAUCCUCCUGUUAGCUAUUAAAUGAAUUGGUUUCUUACUUUCUUAGCUUGCUGGUUUUGUGCAGUCUAAGAGCUUAUUACCAGUUACAAGCAUGGAAGUGUAAUUAGCAGCUAAAGCACUGGAACUUACAUUUUUUUUUCCUUGCCAGUAAGAUAGUCUUUCAGGGUAA
Messenger RNA from Magnolia sinica, 1191 nucleotides. RefSeq lists its product as uncharacterized. Gene Ontology annotation, molecular function: pyridoxal phosphate binding. The record is from RefSeq and is a predicted model, not a curated record. Lineage: Eukaryota; Viridiplantae; Streptophyta; Magnoliopsida; Magnoliales; Magnoliaceae. Gene Ontology annotation, cellular component: intracellular anatomical structure. The coding region runs from base 130 to 867 and encodes 245 amino acids. The transcript is spliced from 7 exons.